This is a messenger RNA of Ilex paraguariensis (yerba mate), 1945 nucleotides long. The record is from the annotation of a GenBank genome assembly. NCBI's taxonomy places the organism in Eukaryota, Viridiplantae, Streptophyta, Magnoliopsida, Aquifoliales, Aquifoliaceae.
AUAUCCUCUACAUAUACUACGAGUAUCGUCACUCCCAACUCCCAAUUCUCGAAGCCACUCUUCAAGUAAUCGCAGCCUCGUACUAAUCUCUCCAUCUCUCUCUGUGAGCUAGUAUCAGAUCUGAACUAAUCCAUGGCUACGAUCCAGUCCGUGAAGGCACGUCAGAUCUUCGACAGCAGAGGCAAUCCAACCGUCGAGGUUGAUUUGUGUCUAUCAAAUGGUAAGAAGGAAAGAGCCGCUGUUCCAAGUGGUGCAUCCACUGGAGUUUAUGAAGCCCUUGAACUGAGAGACGGAGGGUCAGAAUACCUUGGAAAAGGUGUUUCUAAGGCUGUUCAUAAUGUUAACUCAAUUAUUGGCCCUGCUCUCAUUGGCAAGGACCCAACUGACCAGACUGGUAUUGAUAACUUCAUGGUCCAACAACUUGAUGGAACUCAAAAUGAGUGGGGCUGGUGCAAGCAAAAGCUGGGAGCAAAUGCCAUCUUGGCAGUGUCUCUUGCUGUAUGCAAAGCUGGUGCUAGUGUCCAGAAUAUUCCUCUUUACAAGCAUAUUGCCAACCUCGCCGGUAACAAGAAGUUGGUGUUGCCUGUGCCUGCUUUCAAUGUCAUCAAUGGUGGAUCACAUGCAGGAAACAAACUUGCUAUGCAGGAAUUUAUGAUUCUUCCUGUUGGAGCUUCCACUUUUAAGGAGGCCAUGAAGAUGGGUGUGGAAGUAUAUCACCACUUGAAGGCUGUGAUCAAGAAGAAAUAUGGGCAGGAUGCAACAAAUGUUGGUGAUGAAGGUGGCUUUGCUCCAAAUAUUCAGGAGAACAAAGAGGGCCUUGAGUUGCUUAAGACAGCAAUUGCUAAGGCUGGUUACACAGGCAAAGUUGUUAUUGGAAUGGAUGUUGCUGCAUCUGAAUUUUACGGAACAGACAAGACCUAUGAUCUGAACUUCAAAGAAGAGAAAAAUGAUGGAUCACAGAAGAUUUCGGGGGAUCAGCUUAAAGAUGUGUACAAGUCAUUUGUGUCAGAGUACCCGAUUGUGUCAAUUGAAGACCCAUUUGACCAAGAUGAUUGGGUGCAUUACGCCAAGCUAACUGGUGAAAUCGGUGAACAAGUACAAAUUGUGGGAGAUGAUCUAUUGGUCACCAAUCCCAAGAGAGUUGCGAAGGCAAUCAAGGAGAAAUCUUGCAAUGCGUUGCUUCUUAAGGUUAACCAAAUUGGAUCUGUAACUGAGAGCAUUGAGGCUGUUAAAAUGUCCAAGCAGGCUGGUUGGGGUGUGAUGGCCAGCCACCGCAGUGGAGAGACUGAGGACACUUUUAUUGCUGAUCUCUCUGUGGGCUUGGCCACGGGUCAAAUUAAGACUGGAGCUCCAUGCAGGUCGGAGCGUCUUGCAAAGUACAAUCAGCUCUUGCGAAUUGAAGAGGAACUUGGUUCGGAAGCAGUUUACGCUGGAGCAAGCUUCCGCGUGCCAGUUGAACCCUACUGAUGAACUGAUUCAGAGAUGUUCGUAAAGAAUCGAGUCUUUACUUGCAAGGAAUAAGCAUGGUCACUGGAGAUCAGAGGCCUUUCUCUAAUAAUCACUGUCAAAAAUUUUGUGCCAAGGUUUAAGAAUCCCGAACCGAAGGUUUUUGAAGGCAGAGUAUGUUUUCUAACCUAAGAAUCGAUGGAUAUGUUUUUAUCUUAUCAGGAAAUGGGAUGUUUGUUAUUACAAACUUUUUAGUGAUUUUGGUUUUGUGGAAGUUUGAGAAGUCUGUUUUAGGUUCCAGUGUUUGAUGGCAGCUAUAGGAGUAAGUAUUCUCUCUUCAAUCUCUCUUUUCAUACUGAUGAGUGGGCCAUUAUUUUUUCAUAGUACUUGCGCCAUGUUUCCUUAUCUCCUGAAAUUUGGCUUUAUUAUACAUGGCCACGGAAGAUCAAAAACUUUGAACAUGUUUGUUCCAUGUGACAUCCCUAUCAACGACUUCUAU